AUGGCUGCUCAGCGGUCGUGGAAAUCGCACUUCAUACCUCGGAAGUUGCUUUUCUAUUUCAUCUUCCAUGGAUUGCACGUCUUUCUCUUUGCCUUUGGCUGGUACAAGCAGGCGGCCGACGAUAGAUUAGCCGCCUUGAACGGCCUCAAAUUUUCCGUCUGGAUAUCUCGCGGUGCUGGUCUGGUCUUGUCUUUCGACGUUCUUUUCAUUCUCCUGCCCAUGUGCAGGACCCUCCUUCGUGUGAUCCGCCCCAAGAUCCGAUGGCUGCCUCUCGAUGAGUCCCAGUGGUUUCACAGACAAGUCGCCUACGCCAUGCUUUUCUGGACCUGCUGGCACGUUCUUGCGCACUAUGUGAAUUUCUUCAAUGUCGAAAAAACUCAAGUCCGCCCUGAGCUAGCUCUACAAAUUCACUACACGCAAGCUGGAGGAAUUACUGGUCACGUCAUGCUUCUUUGCAUGCUACUAAUCUACACUACUGCACACCACAGAGUCCGCCAGCAAUCUUUCGAGACGUUCUGGUACACUCACCACCUGUUUAUUCCGUUCCUCCUUGGAAUGUACACGCACGCUACGGGCUGCUUCGUCAGAGAUAGCGUGGAGCCAUUUUCUCCCUUUGCCGGCGCCAACUUCUGGAACCACUGUAUUGGAUAUCAGGGCUGGCGCUGGGAGCUCUGGGGCGGUGGUAUCUACUUGUUCGAGCGCCUCUACCGCGAGGUACGGGCAAGGCGUGACACGCGGAUCGUCAAGGUUGUGAAGCAUCCAUACGACGCCGUCGAAAUCCAGUUUACCAAGCCCUCGAUGAGGUACAAGCCUGGCCAAUGGUUGUUUAUCAACUGCCCCUCAGUCAGCGGCUAUCAGUGGCAUCCAUUCACCAUCACGUCCUGCCCGUAUGACCCUUACAUUUCGAUCCACGUUCGCCAAGUCGGUGAUUUCACCCGCGCUCUCGCCGAUGCUCUCGGUGCGGGUCCUGCCCAGGCGAAGCUUUACGAUGACAUGGACCCCAACGGGAUGUACGAGAUUGCCCUCCAGCACGGCCAAGAGAUGCCCGCAAUCCGUAUCGAUGGGCCCUAUGGAGCACCGGCUGAAGAUGUCUUCGAUAACGAAAUCGCGGUUCUGAUCGGAACGGGUAUUGGUGUAACUCCGUGGGCCUCGAUUUUGAAGAAUAUCUGGCACAUGCGCCUGUCACCCAACCCACCCAAGCGUCUCCGCCGUGUUGAAUUCAUCUGGGUCUGCAAAGACACCAGCUCGUUCGAAUGGUUCCAGGCGCUGCUGUCCUCUCUCGAGGCGCAGUCAUUGGGGUCGUCCGACCCUAAUGGACAGGAGGAUUUCCUGCGCAUCCACACUUACCUCACCCAAAAGGUCGACGUCGACACUGCCAACAACAUUGUCCUCAAUUCGGUCGGCACAGACAAGGACCCCCUCACUGAGCUCAAAUCUCGAACCAACUUCGGCCGGCCCGACUUUACGAAACUCCUUGUGGGUAUGCGCGAUGGCAUCAUGACACGUAGCUACAUGAGUGGUCUGGAGAGCAGUCUGCGGACCGAUGUGGGAGUGUACUUCUGCGGCCCCAGCGUCGCUGCUCGCGACAUCAACAAGGCCUGCAAGGCCGCAACGUGCCCGGACGUGCGGUUUAGGUUCUGGAAGGAGCACUUCUAG
Messenger RNA from Lasiodiplodia theobromae, 1656 nucleotides. RefSeq names its product FAD-binding 8. Gene Ontology annotation, molecular function: superoxide-generating NAD(P)H oxidase activity. The record is from RefSeq and is a predicted model, not a curated record. NCBI's taxonomy places the organism in Eukaryota, Fungi, Ascomycota, Dothideomycetes, Botryosphaeriales, Botryosphaeriaceae. Gene Ontology annotation, biological process: defense response; superoxide anion generation. The coding region runs from base 1 to 1656 and encodes 551 amino acids. Gene Ontology annotation, cellular component: NADPH oxidase complex; plasma membrane. The transcript has 4 exons.